This is a messenger RNA of Oncorhynchus nerka (sockeye salmon), 6132 nucleotides long. Its product is annotated as BCL-6 corepressor-like. The record is from RefSeq and is a predicted model, not a curated record. Gene Ontology annotation, molecular function: protein binding; transcription corepressor activity. Gene Ontology annotation, biological process: negative regulation of transcription by RNA polymerase II. Gene Ontology annotation, cellular component: nucleus. Lineage: Eukaryota; Metazoa; Chordata; Actinopteri; Salmoniformes; Salmonidae.
AUGGAGGAAGCCCGAGCUGAGUGGCUGGAAAGCCCCGGUGAGGCAGCAAGCUGUGUGGCUGGAAAGCCCAGGAUUGUACCAGUGAGGGAUGGUGGGAGGCAGACUACCCAUGUGGAUCUACCAUCCAGGAACCACCACAUCACACAAAGCAUGGUGGAUGCGAGUGCUGCUUGCAGAAUGAACCCGCUAGCUGCCCUGGGCAUGGACCGUAGCAGCCUGAUGAGGGAGAGCCUCCGCGUCCACGGAGGGAUGGUCUACCCGGGCAUCCGCACCUUGUCCGCCUCCGAAAAAGCCAGAGAGGGGGUCUCCUCCUUGCCCCUGGGCUACGACCUAGUCUACAAACCCGAAGGGUUGACCUUGGAUGGCAGGAAGCCUGGUAACGGUUAUGUGGGUCUGUAUAAGAGCUCUCCCCCUGGGUUGCAGAGGCCUGGUGGAGGAGGGGAGGGCCUGGGAAUGGAGCGGCGUGUGGGGCCUGGAGAUAAACCCUCUGAACUGGGCCUCAACGGCAGCAACGGCUUCCUGCGACUUCCCUGGGCAGUAAACCCGUACGCGGACCCCGGACUGUACCCCUUCCUGGACUCCUCCAAAUACGCAGCCCUCAACAUGUACAAGGCCUCGUUCCUGUCCCAGCCCUCACCCUACCUGCCCCAGCACCUGGCCUACCAGUCCCUGUGUGGAGGGGCGGGGGGUAGCGCUGCUGGGGCAGAGCGCCUCUUCUACAUGCCCCCGUACCCCCCGGCCCCCAUCUCCUCCCUGGCCCCUCCUAUGAGGAUCCCCAUGGCCACGGUGGUCCCCAACACCCUCUCCCCGAUGCAGGGCCUGGGGCCCCGGAUUCACCAUGAGGCCUCCCCCUAUGGGUCCCAGCUUCACCAGCAGCACCAGGCCCACCAGCAGUCCCAACCCCAUCACCAGUCACAUAGUGACAGGCAGCCCCAGUCCCAACCCCAUCACCAGUCACAUAGUGACAGGCAGCCCCAGUCCCAACCCCAUCACCAGUCACAUAGUGACAGGCAGCCCCAGUCCCAACCCCAUCACCAGUCACAUAGUGACAGGCAGCCCCAGUCCCAACCCCAUCACCAGUCACAUAGUGACAGGCAGUCCCAGUCCCAACCCCAUCACCAGUCACAUAGUGACAGGCAGCCCCAGUCCCAACCCCAUCACCAGUCACAUAGUGACAGGCAGCCCCAGUCCCAACCCCAUCACCAGUCACAUAGUGACAGGCAGCCCCAGUCCCAACCCCAGUCCCAUAGUGACAGGCAGUCCCAGUCCCAACCCCAUCACCAAUCACACAGUAGAGACAGGCAGCCCCAGUCCCAACCCCAGUCCCAUAGUGACAGGCAGCACAACAACAACAGCAGCAGCAGUAGUAGUAAGCUCAGCCGGACUUCCUCUAGUAAGAGCUCUGGCAGCAGCAGCAUUCACAACAGUAGCAGUAUUACCAGUAGUAGCAGUAGUAGUGCUGGGACUGGCAUUAGCAGCAGCCUACCAGUGGACUCCACCCAAGCACUUAUAAUGCAGUCCCCCCGCACAGCCCCCCACCCUCCCCAGACCUCAGUCCCUCCCCCCUCUCCUCUCAUAGACAACAGCACUUUGGACAUCCAGAAGUCACUGUUCAGAAGCCCUCCCUGCUCCUCCACCACCACCACCUCCCAUCCUUUCUACAUGAGCAGCAUGUCCUCUGAGCACCGCUCCCCGGUGAGGUCCGGCAGCAACACCCACAAAGCUAAAGAGCAGGGCAGCAGCUCAGAGCACAGGAAUGUGGAGAGGAAUGGGGAAAGGAAGCGGAGCCAGUCCCCUUUAAAGACAUUGUCCUCUGAUAGACCAGCAGUACUACAGGCUCCUGCCAAAGACCCUGCGGACAAGCCUCUGGAUUUGUCAGCCAAAAUCCUGGAGUUGGAAGGCUCCCCCAACGGAUUCCCCCCAAAACUAGAGGCCUUGGCUAAGCUGGGCUACUCGCCCGCGGCUCGAUACGGCUUACCCCCCAGCCGGGAGCUCCUCAAAGAGACCCUCUCCCCGUCAGGGGCUUCCUCCAAAACCUCUGAGAGGCCUGAGAUCAUUAGCACUUUACGCUCCUCCUGGGUGGUGCCCAGCUCGACCCCGGUCCACGACAGCUCCAGCUCAGACACCAACCACAACAAAGACCCCUCCGUCAUCAAACAUAAAAACCUGGAGAACUUGUCUUCACAGCAGCAGCGAAGCUCUUCCUGUCCCAGGAUAGGUGAGGUCGAUGGGGCUGUCGCCCCCAGCCAUGUCCCAGCUGUGGUAGCCCCUUCUGGGAGCCGACCGUCCUCUGCCUCCGCCUCUCCCAAGGUCAACGGUGAUUGGCCAAGAUCCUCCCCCAACUACUCUGAGACAGCUCCUUCUUCCAACAGAGUGGGCAGCCAUCCCUCUUCUGGGAAGCCAUUGAAACCCCUCAAGAAACCAGAGGCUCAGGAGAUGCCCUUCAAACCCCAGCAGCCGCCCCACUUAGACAACAGCCAUCCGUCCGACAACAGCCAUCCGUCCGGCCACCCCCCUAGCCAACUCUACCUCCCCCAGAGUGACGGCUAUCUUCCCCCUAGCCUAGCCUACGCUAACAGAUACCUGCCCUACUCAGUCCAGGAGAGCAUGUCCAUGCCCCACAUGCCCAUGCCAGGCAAAGGCCCAGUGUACCCCCACCCUGUUCUGCUGGGCAGCAGCAGCCUGUACCCACCCCGCCUGCCCCCCAAGCACGGCCUCCCGUACGGCAUCCCCCCCAGCCACGGGGACUACCUGACCUUCCAUGACUCCCAGGAGAUGGUCCACCCCCUCAUGUCCUCGCCCCACACAGGCUUGGACCUCAAGACCAGCGAGCGCCUGCAGGAGCCCCGGUCCAGGCCCAAGGAGAAGAUUUGGCAGCACCACGAGGACUCUGCCCCGGCCUACAAGACCCAGGCCCCAGACACUAAACACACCCGCAGGGGGGACAGAGAGACCGACAGGUCCACAUGCCUGGGCUCAAAGAGCCUCAACCACAAGCCCCUGGCGGGAGCUAGAGAGGAGAUAGUCUGUAUCGAUUUAAUCCAAGACGAUGGGGACAGCGACUCUCCGACCAAAGCUGUAUCUCCAUGCGCUAAGAGAGGAGACCCUUCCAAACCUGUGGGUAGUGGGAGUAUCGGGAGAAACGAGGGGAGAGAGGCAGAGCUCCAGCACAUGCUCCGUACCGGCCAGGCUGUUGAACUCAGGCCAGGCCAGGCCCACAGGCAGGCAGAGCAGCAGCAACGCAGCCAGCUGUGGCUGGGCUUCCACCCUUCCUCCCUCCGUCCUGAGCCCUCCCUCUCCCCCUGCCCUUUCCCCAGACAUGAGGAGGACAGCCCCAGCCCUGCAGAAAGCAGCCCCAUCUCUGACCUGCCAGAAGAGCAGACCCUUCGCUGUGCAAGAACUUCUGGAGACCGCACCUCUUUGAACCGUAGAGACCAAUCUUUAGAGGGCCUUAAGAGCAGGGACUGUACUUUUGAGGACCACACCUCUGUGGACCGUAGUUCUGGGGACCGCAGUUUCUGGGACCAUACGCAUGAGGACUGUACUUUUAAGGACCGCAGCUCUUGGGACCGUACACGUGUGGAUCUUACAUGUAGGGUCCGCUCUUGCGAGGACCGCACCUCCGCAGACCACUCUCCUAGGGAACGCACCUUGAACGAAUCUGGGUUUAGGAAUGAAAGGACCAUGGACCACUACUCGGACCUGGACAAGGACAUGCACACGGACACAGAGUCCCACGAGGGUGAGGAGUACGACGACCAAGGCUGCCCCAGGGCCAGGAGGUCCAGCCUGGCCAAGCGCAUCGCUAACUCCUCUGGCUACGUUGGUGACCGCAUCAAGUGUGUCACCACCGAGCUGUACGCCGACUCCAGCAAGCUGAGCAGAGAGCAGCGGGCACUGCAGAUGGAAGGCUUAACACAAGAGGACAGUAAAUUAAGUCAACCUGCUGCUUACUGUGAGCGUGCUAUGCUGCGCUUCUCUGAGCUGGAACUGAAGGAGAAGGAGGGAGGAGGGGCAGCGGUGGACUUGGCAGACAGCCAGCGUGAGCGGAGAGAGGGGGAUGGAGAUGGAAGAGAGGACAGGGCGCGCUGCCAAGGCCCAGCCAGAACGGGGCCAGGGGCCUCAGCCCUCACAGACGAGGCUGAGAAGGACGGUGUGCAGCUGACGUGCCCCAACAACAGAGUGCCUGUUCUCCAGCGAUGCCCACACACUGAGGGCCUUCCACCCAGAGAGAGGGAGCAGGCUGGCCCCGACCUGGAGGAGAGGAAGAGGGGGAUGAUGCUGGAGAAAGAGGAGAGGGUGUGUGUGCUCCCACGGGAGCGGUCUGCCAGCCUGCCCACGGCCCCAGUGGAAAGGCUGGCUCAGAAGGAUGCCAACCCUGGCAUCAUGUCCACCAUGCCAGCCUCCAUGCCCACAACGGUGCCUGGCAGGAAACACGCAUAUGCCCUGGAACCGUGCCAGCCACUCCAGGCCGACAGCCAGGGGAAAGAGCGGGAGGAAAAUGAGAGAGAAGAGGAGAAGGAGGAGACGAUGGACGUUCCAUCCAAAAGAGCCAGGCUAACCAACGGCCCCACUGAGCCCGUCCCAGAGGAACUAAAGAACCUCAAGGUGUGUAUCGAGCUGACCGGCCUCCGACUCAGCAAGCCCCGCCUCGCCCAGGAGCUCAGCCAAUGGCAGGCCGCCACCCAGAGGUCGACAGAGGUCAACGGAAGCAUGGCCAUGACGACGAUCCUGCCCAACGGGUGCCCCGAGGUUGGCGUCACAGACAGGAAGGUUGCCUCACAGGAAGACCGGAGCCUGAAACGCAGGUCAGAGGUCAACGGCCACGCCUGGUGCCAUGAAACGUUUGGUCACGGCGACAUCGAGCGAGUGGUGCUGCCGUCUGUUCCUCUGACCCCAGCGCAUCGGGACCGCCUCUACCGGACCCCGUCCACCACCCCUGUCAGAAAACCACCCCUGCAGACCACCACCCCUGCCCUCACCCCCUUUCACUCCCUGGCCCCUGCACACCCCCACAUCACCCUCACCCCCAGCCCUCCGCGGCUGUCAGACAAGAGACAGAGGCUAAAAGAACACCGCAGGACCAGCGCUUUGGGACUGGGACCCCCCGGCCCUCACCCCGACCACGACCCCAAUCCAACGGGGGACCUGGUGGCCCCCAGACUCCGUUGGCAUGGCGACCAGGACAAGCCCAAGGGCAAGCGGCAGUGCAAGACUAAACACACCAGCCAGAGGGAGAGAGAGAGAGAGAGACUGGGGAAUGAAGAACUGAGGGAAGAGAGGGAGAGAGAGAGGCUGGGGAAUGAAGAACUGAGGGAAGAAAGGGAGAGAGAGAAGCUGGGGAAUGAAGAACUGAGGGAAGAGAGGGAGAAUAAGCAGGUCAAGGAAAAGCGAUGCAGCGAGAAGCGGAGGAGGUCUUCAUCCCUGUCGGAUUACUCCCCCUCCUCCCCCGCCCCCCCUCUCACCCUGCCCCCCCAGCUCAGCCCUCUCCCCAGCCCUACAGAGACCCAGGACCGCACGCCAACCCCCUCCAACCCCCCGGUGCACACCUCUACCCCUGCCAGCCGACCCAUGCCUCCUGAGGCCCGCAGGCUCAUCGUCAACAAGAACGCAGGAGAGACCCUGCUCCAGAGGGCUUCCCGCCUAGGAUACGAGGAUGUAGUGCUGUACUGCCUGGAGAACGGGGUGUGUGACGUCAAUCACCGUGACAACGCGGGCUACUGUGCGCUGCACGAGGCAUGUGCACGUGGCUGGCUUGCUAUCACUCAGCACCUGCUGGAGCACGGUGCCGACGUCAACUGUAGCGCCCAGGAAGGCACCAGGCCCCUCCAUGACGCGGUGGAGAAUGACCAUCUGGAAGUGGUCCGUCUGCUACUGUCCUACGGAGCUGACCCAACCCUGGCUACGUACUCUGGCCGCAGCCUCCUCCGCAUGACCCACUCCCACGGCAUGGAGGGAUUCCUCUCUGGUGAGACUGCUUUAGAGAUGGUGUGUGUGUGUGUUCCUCAUCUGUGGAGGACACAGUAUCAUCCUCGGGAGUUGCCCCGCGUUACCCCACUAUCAGGUUACUUAGCAACAGCUGUAGAGGGGUCGUCCUCUAAGGGCUGGCCCUUGUGAGCGGUGCAGUGAGGG